Molecule: messenger RNA, 3654 nt
Organism: Erpetoichthys calabaricus (reedfish)
Lineage: Eukaryota; Metazoa; Chordata; Cladistia; Polypteriformes; Polypteridae
Product: syndecan-1-like
Exons: 5
Coding region: 232-1176 (314 amino acids)
Biological process (GO): cell migration
Cellular component (GO): cell surface; membrane
Source: RefSeq, a predicted model, not a curated record
AGGCGCCUCCCACAACGUUCCACCUCAGUAGGCGGGGCUGAACGACUUCUAAAUGAGGUGUCUCUCACUUUCUUGUUCAUAGGUAAAUCAAUUGAGGAGCUGAGAGUGGUUUACAGGAGGGAAGGAGAUACGCAAUCGUUCUCUGAGUGUUUGUGUUUUUUUGGACUUAUAUAUUGGAGGUUUAUAGGAUUUUUUCAUCGUACAGCAUCUGGGAACCAAGAUUAACUAAAGAUGAAGAAAAUUAGAAUGUUUAAUGGAAUAGUAGUUUUCGUCUGUUUGGCAACGAUAUGGAUCCCUCUUGCCUAUUCGGAUUUAAUUCCCCCUGAAGAUCUGGAUACCUCAGGAGAUGAUUUGGAGUUUUCUGGGUCUGGAGAAGGUCUCGAUGUAGACUCUACCAUUUCAUCUUUGACUCCGCCUUUUACUUAUCCAAAUGUAUCUACAACAUCCAUAUCAUCAACCAUUGUACAAACAGACGAAAAGGAAGUACCCACAGUGCAGACCGAGCUUGCUUCCACUGUAGCAGGUUAUGUACAUAAUUAUGAAAUAACUAACCUGGCAGUAGGGGAAACCAUUUCAUCAUCUGUGUUUCCACUGGAAGAAAAUGAGGGUACCAUUAACAAGAGUAUUGCUUCACCGUCUUCAACCACAGAACAUUUGGAUAGCUCUAAUAUGGAAUCCUCAUCUUUGACUCCUGGUAGCUUACCGGAACAUCCUCGAGAAAAGAACUUUGAAAUGCACACUGAAAGCAUUACUCCAACUGCUGAUGUAACAACAACCUUUAAUUUUGUCAAUGAAGAAACUGACUUGGCAUCCACCCCAGUUGCACCUGAGCUUAGCAAUGCUGCAGGAGGUGCUGAUGAGAUUUUUGUCCAGGAAAUCAUGCCGAAAAUUGAGACAGUACCAGAUGUGAAAUCUGCCUCAGCAGCUACAGAGACUGACCCUCCUCUUUCUGAAUCCGGAGAUAAUGAAAGGAGUCGUAGUUUUCUGGAGAGAAAAGAAGUUCUUGGAGGUGUCAUUGUGGGAGGAAUUAUUGGCUUGCUUUUUGCAGUUGUUCUGGUUGUCCUAAUGGUUUACAGAAUGAAAAAGAAAGAUGAAGGCAGUUAUGCAUUGGAUGAUCCCAAACAUUCUAAUGGAGGUUAUCAAAAACCACACAAGCAAGAGGAGUUUUUGGCCUGAAUAUGUGCAGAAUUUUUUUUUUUUGAGGUUUUCCCCAUCAGUUUAAAAUUCCCAUCUUCUUGAACUGGUGCCUUUUUCUAUGUACAUACAAGGACCUGGGUUUCCAUGACUUUUGGAUUUUCAAAAAAUCUAAAAUACAAAGUAAUGUUUCAUUCACACUAGCCUUUUGUGAUGUUUUUGUACUUUCCAACCCGAAUGUAUCAAUAGUAGAACUUCAUGAGGGGUUUGUAUGGGGUUUAUUUAUUAUUUUUUUACUUUUUGCUCUUCUCCCCUCAGUUGUUCUUUCAUUACUUCUGAGCCAGUCCCUGCACCAUAUUGGGGUUGUGUGGGUUUUUUUCCCCAUUUAAGUGAGAUUUACCCUGAAAUAACUUGGGUUUAUGAAUAUGUCAUUUGUGGAACUACUUCGAUUUGGAUAAUUCAGAGGCUUGAUUGCUGCAUUCCUAUGAUUAGUAUUUAAACAGUGACAUUUUCUGGUUUCGACGUUCAGUAACAUUUGGGGGGGAAAAGAUUUUUUUUCCCAUUACUGAAUUGUUACCUGUGAAAAUAGAAGUAAAGCAUUUGUGAAAGAACAUGGACAUUUUGGGACUUGUGGAAGCAAAUGAAAAACUUGUAGUGGAACAAAAUGUUACAAUAUUGAAAUCCAUGUCUUUUUACUAGGUGUAUAUUUCUAGUAACAAUUUCCUCACCACUUCAACACCAGCAAGGUUUGAGGCAUGUUUUUUGAAUGCUUAAAACAUACUCUUUCAAGGUGUGUGGUAUGGGGAGGGUGUGUGUGUGUGUGUAUUGCAGCUUGGGCUGUAAUUCAGUUUAUAGUUUUUAAUCAUUUUUCCAAAGUCCCUUUUUCAAACAUCCAAGUAUUAAAAUGAAAUUUGUUUAAAUUGUAGGUACAGCUUUCAGUUCGUUAAACAUCUGUGUGAAACCCUUUCAUGUUCUUUGAUUUACUUAAGAACAUAUAAAUUCUAAUUGUAAUGUAGUUUAUGUAUAUAAGAAUAUUCUGUGCACUGCCUUGGGUGUUUGUGGGGGAAAUCCAUUGUUUGUGAUUUCUUGUGGGUUUUUUUUUUUUUUAAUCAUUUAAAGCUUAACUCAAAGCAGUUUGCUGGCUUUAAAAGAUGCAAGACAUGUCUUUUCAAAAAAGACCUAAGCUAACCUGUAAGCCAAAAAGGCCCAGUAAGUGGGGCUCUAGUUUGUACAUUUAGUGCCUUUUUUGAUUAUGUAAAGCAGACCUUGCAAGCAUGUCAUCUAAAAUCUAUCAAUCUGGAGCAUUUGGAAGAUCGAAUGUAAUACCAAACAUUCGGUGGUUAAGCAUACGAUACUUUGCUGAAAGGAGCACUUUCAAAAAUGCUUUUUUUUGGGGGGGGGGGGGGGGGGGUAGAGGUUUAUAGAAUAUUAAUUUUAAUCAGUAUAUCUGGUUAAUACUGUAAAUAUUGUAUUCACUAUGUUAAAAGACUGAAACAUUCAACAAAUGUUCAUUUUAACUAACACAUUUUGAAUUUUCCUGACUUCCUUUUUGCUGAUGUUCAGUUAGUGCAUAUACAGUUAAUUUUCCUUUAAUUUAUUUUAUUUCAAACAUAGUCUACUGUGUAAUUGAAUUUUACUGCUCUAUCUAUGCAAAAUAUUUAAGGGAUUCUAAAAUGCCUUAAACUUUCACUUUACACUGUUUUUCCUUUGUACAAGCAGUGGUUCAGACUUAAAGUGGCUUCAGUAGAUUAAGAUUAGUUGCAUUAAUGUACACUGGCAUUAAAUGUGAAAGCAGGGUUUUACUUAUUUCGUCAAUGAACUCCCACCUAUCUGGACUGUAUGUAGACUGGUUAGUUUUAGAAUAAGUUUCCAUUAUAGCAUGGAUGGGAAAGGGAGUUCCACCCUUUUAUUUCUGGUAAGUAGUUCUUUUGAUAAUGGCUGUUUUUUGUGAACAGUUUCAUCAAAUAUUAAAUACGCUUGUGUUUCAAGUGUUGCAACCCCUAAAGAGUCUACCGUGUAAGAGGUAUGCAUAUUUCCACUUUAAUUUUUACUAUUUUGUAUCUUUCUGUUAUUGUAUUACUACAUCACCCCUAGUAUCACAGAGUGCAUGCAUAGAUACAACUGGACAAUCUUGUCUACUGUUUGUGGUCAUAAUGAGAUUUUGCUUUUGAGGGAUAUAUUUUUUUUUUUUUUUUUUUUAUUCAUUCUAGAGGCAAGUUUCGAAUUUCAGUAUUUAAUAUGUUGCAGUGUUGGUCAUACGUAAACUGGUACAAUAGUUACAAGUAUAUAACAAAUUGCAUAUUUUCAAUUUCUUCCAUUUAGAUUUUCUGAAAUUUGUUCAGAUGGAACCCAUACUGACUGACAUAAAAAAUAAAGUAGCUGACUAUGUGCAGCAGUAAUCAGUAAUGUGUUGUCUGUUCUGUAAGGUUUCUUGCCACCUCCAAGAACCCAUCAUAUUUCUUGAUCUACUGUCAAAACUGAUUGCCCUCAAAGUGUAUAUAAUUCUAAUAAAUGCAUUUU